Messenger RNA from Penaeus vannamei (Pacific white shrimp), 1826 nucleotides. The record is from RefSeq and is a predicted model, not a curated record. Lineage: Eukaryota; Metazoa; Arthropoda; Malacostraca; Decapoda; Penaeidae.
UGUGAUAGAAUAUACGUUGAUUGGCAGGUUUUGGUUGAGGCGGAGGCCAAGAGCCGCGUGGCGAGAGCUCUGGACGAGGCCAACCUCAAGCACAGCGUUGAAGUCCCGGAUGUCCUGGCGUUGGUGGAGGAGGAGAGGGCGCACAUGCAGGCGAAGAGGAGGAAGAAGCGCGAGUCAGAGCAAAUGGACUGGACGUCAUUCCAUGACCUGGAAGACAUCGAGCGCUUCGAGGAAUGGCUCAACUCCACCGCGGGCAACCUCGUGCAGAUGGCGACGGUGGCCAGGACUCUUGAGGGCCGCGAGGUCAGGCUCGUGAGGAUCACCGACCCUACCACGCCAGGACCCAAGAAGAAGAUCUGGAUCGAGGGAGGUAUCCAUGCCAGGGAAUGGAUCUCCCCCGCCGUGACCACGUACCUGAUGCAUCAGGUGGCAGUCAGUCCUGAGUGGCGGGACAUCUUGAAGGUCACUGAGUGGUACUUCGUGCCCGUCGCCAACCCCGACGGCUACGCCUACUCCUUUUCGUCACCCAGAGCAAGACUUUGGCGGAAGAACCGCAGCCAAAACGGCCCGAGCGCUCGCUGCAAGGGCGUCGAUCUCAACCGAAACUGGAACCUCAAGUGGGGCGUUGGGGCAUCCGGCAACCCUUGUAGCGAGACAUUCAAAGGAAAAGAGCCUUUCAGCGAGCCGGAGACGGUUGGCCUCGGCAGAGCAAUGCAGAGUGUGAGGGACAUCGACGUCUUCAUCACUUUCCACAGUUUCGGGCAGACGGUGCUGUACCCUUGGGGCUGGACGAGGGACCCGCCCGCCAAUGUCAAGCAACUCAGCCGCCUGGCGAGGAAGUUCAACGAGGGCGUCAAGGCCGCUUCAGGAGGCAGAACUGAAUACGAGAUCGGGGGUUCAGGGCCUCUGUACGGCCUGGCCUCCGGGGCCUCUGACGACUGGGCCUACGGCGCUAUGCAAGUCCCUUUUUCGUACACGAUAGAGCUCCCCGACACUGGCUCGCAUGGCUUCUUGUUGCCCGAGAGUGAGGUGAGCAGAGUCGUGUUCGAGACCAGCUCCGGGAUGCACUGCAUGAUCGGCUUCCUUACGAACAUCGGGCCCUGCGCUCGCCACGCCGGCAACCGCUCCAAGUCGGUGGGGUUUCGGGGCUUUCGGGGGUGAGCGGAGCGCCGUCCUGCGCCCACCUGUCACUCUUGGCACAAGCGAUGAUCCUCAUGUACCUGUGUAAAUGAACGUUUCCUCCCUGUCUGUCAACUGCCAGGAGCUUGAGGGGGAACUAUGCACCGAAACUCUAGCCUUCUUGAUCAAGCAAGGCCGGUCAACAGUGAUCUUACAAACGAGUGCAUUCUUUGGGAUGUAUUCUGUAGCAUUGCGGGUGGGAAAUGUUAUACACAUAACGUUGGUUUACAAGUUGAACGAGGAAUUAUAGCAAAAGAAAAAAUUAUAACAAAGAAAAUCUAGUCUCCGAUGUUAUUUUUGUUGACAAAAGCGGCGACAACAGGCCGUCUUAUAUGUUGUGUAUUGGCUUUGUUUGAAUACUUGACUUAUGUUCUCGUUUGGGAUGCGAAACACUGGUGUGGGUUCAUUUAAUCAUCACAAUAUUUAUGAUACAAUGCUGCUGUUAGAUUUAUUUGUCUUAUUUAAAUAUUUAAAGAACCGUUUGUUGGCACACUUGAAUAAUUUAAGUUAUGCAUUUACAUUCUAUAGCAUAACACACACACACACACACACACACACACACACACACACACACACACACACACACACACACACACACACACACACACACACACACACACACACACACACACACACUCACUCACACA